Messenger RNA from Schistosoma turkestanicum, 417 nucleotides. NCBI's taxonomy places the organism in Eukaryota, Metazoa, Platyhelminthes, Trematoda, Strigeidida, Schistosomatidae. The record is from the annotation of a GenBank genome assembly.
AUGAAUGAUUAUCAGACAGUUGUUUUGAUCAAUAUCGAACCGACGAAAACAAAUAUAUCAAGCUUGACGGACACAAAUACCGAUGCAGUUGACCCAGCAGCACCGAUUACACAACCACCUGACCAGCCUGAUGUGAAAACUGAUGCAGUUGACCCAGCAGCACCGAUUACACAACCACCUGACCAGCCUGAUGUGAAAACUGAUGCAGUUGACCCAGCAGCACCGAUUACACAACCACCUGACCAGCCUGAUGUGAAAACUGAUGCAGUCACGACACCACCUGUUACGGCUGACCAAAUUCCGAUUGUGCCGAAAACUGAACCUGUUGACCCAGCAGCACCGAUUACACAACCACCUGACCAGCCUGAUGUGAAAACUGAUGCAGUUUGUGAUGCAGCAUAUCGUUUCACGGUGUAA